Molecule: messenger RNA, 6525 nt
Organism: Oryctolagus cuniculus (rabbit)
Lineage: Eukaryota; Metazoa; Chordata; Mammalia; Lagomorpha; Leporidae
Gene: LAMC1
Product: laminin subunit gamma 1
Biological process (GO): tissue development; axon guidance; animal organ morphogenesis
Cellular component (GO): basement membrane
Source: RefSeq, a predicted model, not a curated record
GCGCCGCGAGCGGAGGGCGCGGGCGCGGUGUGCGGGGCGCGGGGCGCGGGGCGGAGCGGCGGCGCGGACAUGCGGGCCCGGGCGCUGUGGCCGGCGCUGGCCGUGCUGGCGGCGGCGGCGGCGGGCUGCGCGCGGGCGGCCAUGGACGAGUGCGCGGACGAGCGCGGGCGGCCGCAGCGCUGCAUGCCCGAGUUCGUCAACGCCGCCUUCAACGCCACGGUGGUGGCCACCAACACGUGCGGGAGCCCGCCCGAGGAGUACUGCGUGCAGACCGGGGUGACCGGGGUCACCAAGUCCUGCCACCUGUGCGACGCCGCGCAGCCGCACCUGCGGCACGGCGCCGCCUUCCUCACCGACUACAACAACCAGGCCGACACCACCUGGUGGCAGAGCCAGACCAUGCUGGCCGGCGUGCAGUACCCCAGCGCCAUCAACCUCACGCUGCACCUCGGCAAAGCCUUUGACAUCACCUAUGUGCGCCUCAAGUUCCACACCAGCCGCCCCGAGAGCUUCGCCAUCUACAAGCGCACGCGGGAGGACGGGCCCUGGGUCCCCUACCAGUACUACAGCGGCUCCUGCGAGAACACCUACUCCAGGCCCAGCCGGGGCUUCAUCCGCACGGGCGAGGACGAGCAGCAGGCCCUGUGCACCGACGAGUUCAGCGACAUCUCCCCGCUCACCGGCGGCAACGUGGCCUUCUCCACGCUGGAGGGGAGGCCCAGCGCCUACAACUUUGACAACAGCCCGGUGCUGCAGGAGUGGGUGACAGCCACGGACAUCAGAGUCACGCUCAACCGGCUCAACACCUUCGGAGACGAGGUGUUCAACGACCCCAAGGUGCUCAAGUCCUACUACUACGCCGUCUCCGACUUCGCCGUGGGCGGCAGGUGCAAGUGCAACGGCCACGCCAGCGAGUGCGUGAGGAAUGAGCAGGACCAGCUGGUGUGCGACUGCAGGCACAACACGCACGGCGUGGACUGUGAGAAGUGCCUGCCCUUCUUCAACGACCGGCCCUGGAGGAGGGCCACGGCCGAGAGCGCCAGCGAGUGCCUGCCCUGUGACUGCAGCGGGCGGUCGCAGGAAUGCUACUUCGACCCCGAGCUGUACCGCUCCACCGGCCACGGGGGCCACUGCAUCAACUGCCGGGACAACACCGAUGGCGCCCACUGCGAGAGGUGCCGGGAGAACUUCUUCCGCCUGGGGAACAGCGAGGCCUGCUCGCCGUGCCACUGCAGCCCGGUCGGUUCUCUGAGCACACAGUGCGACAGCUACGGCCGAUGCAGCUGCAAGCCAGGCGUGACAGGUGACAAGUGUGACCGCUGCCAGCCCGGGUUCCACUCUCUGACCGAGGCAGGAUGCAGGCCGUGUUCCUGCAACCCGGCGGGCAGCACCGAGGAGUGCAACGUGGAGACGGGCAGAUGCGUGUGCCGCGACCACGUGGAGGGCUUCGCCUGUGAGAGAUGCAAACCUGGAUUCUUUAACCUGGAGUCGUCGCAUCCCGGGGGCUGCACACCCUGCUUCUGCUAUGGUCACUCCUCCGUGUGCAGCAGCGCCGUGGGCUACAGCGCGCACGCCGUGUCCUCCACCUUCCACGCUGACCAGGAUGGCUGGCGUGUGGAGCAGAGGGACGGCUCCGAGGCCUCUCUCGAGUGGUCCUCGGAGAGGCAGGACAUCUCCGUGAUCUCAGACAGCUACUUCCCCAGGUACUUCGUGGCGCCAGCCAAGUUCUUGGGCAACCAGCUGCUGAGUUACGGCCAGAACCUGUCCUUCUCCUUCCGCGUGGACAGGCGCGACACCCGCCUCUCCGCCGAGGACGUCGUGCUCGAGGGGGCCGGCCUGCGCGUGUCCGUGCCCCUCAUCGCACAGGGCAACUCGUACCCGAGCGAGACCGCCGGGAAGUACGUCUUCAGGCUCCACGAAGCGGCCGAGUACCCUUGGCGGCCCGCACUCUCCGCGUUUGAGUUCCAGAAGCUCCUCAACAACCUGACGGCCAUCAAGAUCCGCGGGACCUACAGCGAGAGAAGUGCGGGGUACUUGGAUGACGUCACCCUGGCCAGUGCUCGCCCCGGGCCUGGGGCCCCUGCAACCUGGGUGGAGUCGUGCACCUGCCCUGCUGGCUACGGAGGGCAGGUCUGUGAGUCGUGCCUCUCGGGCUACAGAAGAGAAACCCCGAGUCUCGGACCGUACAGCCCAUGCGUGCCCUGUACCUGCAACGGACACAGCGAGACCUGUGACCCCGAGACAGGCGUGUGUAACUGCAGAGACAACACAGCCGGUCCCCACUGCGAGAGAUGCGGCGAUGGGUUCUACGGAGACUCGACGGCGGGCACCUCCGCCGACUGCCAGCCCUGCCCGUGCCCCGGGAGCUCCAGCUGUGCCGUGGUCCCCACGACGAAGGAGGUGGUGUGCACCAACUGCCCCACGGGCACCACCGGUAAGAGGUGUGAGCUCUGUGACGACGGCUACUUCGGAGACCCUCUGGGCAGAGGUGGCCCCGUGAGGCUGUGCCGCCCGUGCCAGUGCAGUGACAACGUGGACCCCAACGCUGUUGGCAACUGUGACCGCUCGACGGGAGAGUGCCUCAAGUGCAUCUACAACACCGCCGGCUUCUACUGUGACCGCUGCAAGGACGGCUUCUUCGGGAACCCCCUGGCGCCCAGCCCCACGGACAAGUGCAGAGCCUGCGAUUGCAACCCCUACGGGACCCUGAGGCAGCAGGGCGGCUGCAACCCUGUGACUGGGCAGUGCGCGUGUCUGCCCCACGUGGCCGGCCGGGACUGUGGGGCUUGUGAGCCCGGCUUCUACAACCUGCAGAGCGGGCGUGGCUGCGAGAGGUGUGACUGCCACGCCCUGGGCUCCACCGACGGGCAGUGCGACAUCCGCACCGGGCAGUGUGAGUGCCAGCCGGGCGUCACUGGCCAGCACUGUGAGCGCUGCGAGGUCAACCACUUCGGGUUUGGCCCUGAAGGCUGCAAACCCUGUGACUGCCACCCCGAGGGGUCCCUGUCGCUGCAGUGUGGAGAGGACGGGCGCUGCGAGUGCCGGCCGGGCUUCGUGGGCAGCCGCUGUGACCAGUGUGAGGAGAACUACUUCUACAACCGCUCCUGGCCCGGCUGCCAGGAGUGCCCGGCCUGCUACCGGCUGGUGAAGGACAAGGUUGCCGAGCAUCGCGCCAGGCUCCAGGAGUUAGAGAGCCUCAUAGCGAACCUGGGCACGGGCGAUGAGGCGGUGACGGACCAGGCCUUCGAGGACAGGCUGAAGGAGGCCGAGAGGGAGGUCACCGACCUCCUCCGCGAGGCCCAGGACGUCAAAGACGUGGACCAGAACUUGCUGGGUCGGCUUCAAAGAGUGAACAGCACCCUGUCCAGCCAGCUCGGCCGUCUGCAGGACAUCCGGAAGACCAUCGAGGACACGGGAGACUUGGCUGAACAAGCCCGCAGCCGAGUGGCCAACACGGAGCGACUCAUAGAAAUCGCGUCCAGAGAGCUGGAGAAGGCGAAAGUGGCCGUGGCCAACGUGUCCAUCACGCAGCCAGAGUCCACGGGGGAUCCGAACAACAUGACCCUGCUGGCGGAGGAGGCCCGGCAGCUCGCAGAACGCCACAAGCAGGAAGCCGAUGACAUCGUCCGAGUGGCGACAACAGCCAACGACACGUCCGCGGAGGCGUUGGCGCUGCUCCUGAGAACGCUGGCCGGAGAAAACCAGACGGCGCUCGAGAUCGAAGACCUCAACAGGAAGUACGAGCAGGCGAGGAACAUCUCUCAGGACCUGGAGAAGCAGGCCGCCCGCGUCCACGAGGAGGCCAAGCGUGCCGGGGACAAGGCCGUGGAGAUCUACGCCAGCGUGGCCCAGCUGAGCCCCGUGGACUCGGAGGCCCUGGAGAAUGAAGCACGCAAGAUAAAGAAGGAAGCUGAGGACCUGGCCCGGCUGGUGGACCAGAAGCUGAGCGACUACGAGGACCUCAGGGAAGACAUGAGAGGGAAGGAGUUUGACGUGAAGAACCUUCUGGAGAAGGGGAAGACAGAGCAGCAGACCGCAGACCAGCUGCUGGCCCGUGCCGAUGCGGCCAAGGCCCUUGCCGAGGAGGCAGCGAAGCGGGGCCGAGACACUUUGCAGGAAGCUAACGACAUCCUGAGCAACCUGAAAGACUUCGACAGGCGCGUGAAUGACAACAAGACGGCUGCGGAGGAGGCGCUGCGCAGGAUCCCGGCCAUCAGCCAGACGCUCGCCGAGGCCAACGAGAAGACCCGCGAGGCGCAGCUGGCGUUGGGCAACGCCGCGGCCGACGCCACUGAGGCCAAGCUCAAGGCCCACGAGGCUGAGCGGAUCGCCAGUGCCGUCCAGAAGAACGCGACCAGCACCAAGGCAGAAGCUGAGCGGACGUUUGCGGAGGUCACGGGUCUGGACCACGAGGUGAACGAAAUGUUGAAGCAGCUGCAGGACGCAGAGAGGGAGCUGAGGAGGAAGCAGGACGACGCCGACCAGGACAUGAUGAUGGCGGGGAUGGCGUCGCAGGCCGCCCAGGAAGCCGAGAUCAACGCCCGGAAGGUGAAGAACUCUGCCACCAGCCUCCUGGGCAUCGUCAGCGACCUCCUGCAGCAGCUGGGGCAGCUGGACACGGUGGACCUGAACAAGCUGAGUGAGAUCGAGGGCAGCCUGAACAAGGCCAAGGAGGAGAUGCAGGCCAGCGACGUGGACCGCAAGGUGGCGGAGCUGGAGCGGGAAGCCCGGAAGCAGGAGGCCGCCCUGCUGGACUACGAGCGCGACAUCGAGCAGGUGCUGCGCGACAUCCGCAACCUGGAGGACAUCCGCGGCUCGCUGCCGGCCGGCUGCUUCAACACGCCGUCCAUCGAGAAGCCCUAGGCGCGGCCGCGGGCCCGCGCUGCCCCGCACUGCCCCUCAGCGCUGGGAACAGCCCCAGGCUCAGCGCGGGCGCGGCACACACCGGGCAGCCUCGCCCCGCCCCCUCCCAUCCCCGCACUCACGUCUAUGAAGGAAAGGCCGGGCCCGGACAGUGGGAUGGCCACCAGCGUCGGUGCCGUGUCCUCCCCCACGGAGCCACAGCAGGCAGACGCCCGCGCGCGGAGGCUGGAGUGACCGAGUCCGGCAGAGCGGGGCGUGGGCCUUCCGAUGCUGGCCCGGUGGGCUCCCGCUGUCCAGGCUGCCGACCGUGCGACGCAGAGGUGGGAGACCCCCACCGAGCCCCUUCCAGAGGGCCUGGUGCAGAAGCAACAGGGACGUGUGACCGCUGCGGUUCUCCUGAAACCCAGCGAGCUGUCCGGGACUCGGCGGGGGUCCCCGGCGGGAUCGCAGCGGAAGAGCAGGUUGGGGAGGGGCCGGCUGCAGCUCAGUCACGGACCCUGCGCUGUGUUUCUGUGCUGGAGAGAGAGCGUGUCUGGCUCUUAGCGCCUGGCCUCGAGCCCCCAGGCCCUGCCCUUUGUGGUGCGGCGGCCCCCGGGGGCCUCCCGGCCUCGGCCCUCUGCCCCGUGGUCGCCCCCGACACCGUCGCCUGCCACGAGUCUCUCCCUUAGCCUCUAACACUAUGCAACGUCGGCCCUUACCCGCGGGGGAGGAGCCGGGACCUGACACACUGGUGCUAUGACUUAUUUCAGAUCUAUAUUUUUGUGUGAACAUUGUGUUUUACCAUGACCAUAGAGUAAGGAACUCAUGUGAAUAUCCCCGGCCCUGCUGUCGCCGCCUCAGGCCCUCUGCUCCCCUGGCCGCGCCCCCGGGACCCCCUCCCCGGCCCUGUCCCAGGAGCCCGUGCUUGUCGGCUCCACUCCACACUCCCGGCCCAGGUCCGGGUGCCUCCGCCCGCAGCGCCUGCUCCCCCCCUCCCAGGCGGGUGGGGGCCUUGGGCUCCACCGUCGGUGCCUCCUGGGUCUCCCCAGCAUUGAGCUGGCUGCGGCCUUUCUGGCGGCGGUUAGAGCCGGGUGGGUGGUGGAGUCCCCGGCUCUCUGGGCGGGGAGGAGCGCACGGCGGCCUCCGCCCACCCCCGUGUCUUGGGAGGCACAGCUCUUACUUGCCCAGGGUCCCAUCCGUGUUUCCUGGCUCGUGCCUGUUGUUAAGCGGCCACAGCCUCCUGCGUAUGUGCUGGCCGAGGUCGCAGGGGACGGGGGAAGGGCCGAGGGUGGACGCCGGGGUCACACUGGCAACUCUGAGGCCACCGCGGGGUUUCUGUCGCGUUGUGGGUUUCUUUCCUUCUCCACCUGUGUGGUGUAUUUUUAAACAGAUUUUAUUUUUCAAAGAAGAGUUCUUGUAGACGAUCACACUCCCACGGGCCAGCGUGGCCUCCCGGCGUGGCCGCAGUGGCCGACAGGAUGCCUGCCGAGGGGCGCAGGUGCCGCCGCCCCGCCCCGCCCCGCCCGCGGCCGCGGCCCGUGCCUCCGUGCCUUCACUUGAGCUGUUUGCCUUAAUCUCUGCAGUCUUGCUUUCAGGGUGGUUAAUAAAAUGCAACACUUGGCAUUUUUUAUGUUUAAAAAACAGUAUUUUAUUUAUAAUAAAAUCUGAAUAUUUGUAACCCUU